Sus scrofa (pig) is the source of this 10345-nucleotide messenger RNA. Its product is annotated as interferon-induced very large GTPase 1. Lineage: Eukaryota; Metazoa; Chordata; Mammalia; Artiodactyla; Suidae. The record is from RefSeq and is a predicted model, not a curated record. Gene Ontology annotation, molecular function: GTP binding.
GUUGCUGUGGUCUAGGCCAGCAGCUGCAGCUCUGCUUCCACCCCUAAUAGGGCAACUUCCACAUGCCCCAGGUGCCACCCAAAAAGGAAAAAACAAAACAAAACGAAAUAGAAAAGUGAAACCAGUUUUUCAGUUCCUGCUUGGAAGAUAAAAUCAGACCCUUUUACCACAGUUGGAGCUGAAGUUCUAGGCUGAAGAUUUCAGUCGGCAAACUAGCAGACUCGGGGGAAGAACCUAGUCUACUUUCUCUUCUCUGGAGCAAACUAAAGACAGGAGGCUGGCCUCAAGGAGACAGAAGCACCAGAAGAUGGGAAACUAACUCCAAAAGUCAGCGGCCCUGACAGCCACUAUGGGCCGCACCCACAGCACAUGGAAGCUGUAGCUGCCAGCCUACUCCAUAGCCACAGCAACACUAGAUCCAAGUCACAUCCGCAACCUAUGCUGCAGCUCGCAGCAGUGCCAGAUCUUUAACCCACUGAGCAAGGCAAGGAAUCAAAUUUGCAUCCUCAUGGAUACCACUCAGGUUUUUAACCCACUGAGCCACAACAAGAACUCCCGAUAAGAAACAUUCUAAUGAAAGUAAGCCAUAGACACAGCAGAGUCCACCCCUAAUGAGCCCCUGCUCAGUGGCAACAAGAGGAAAAAUUCCAAGACAUGCAGAGAAAAGCAGGACUGGAAGUUAGCACGGGUUGCCGAAGCUGCAGGAUCACCUGGGUUUGACCUGUACCAAGGCCUAACGAGAAAGACUUCCGAAGGCUGAAAUACUAGGCACAACAUCCCUGGAGAAAAGGGCCCUGGACAAGCUGCUUCUUAACCUGUCACACUGAAUCAUUCAGAGUUACAAGAAUCUCGGGUAGAAACAAUAAAUAAAAGCAAAAGCAGGCAGAACAGGAACUAGAGGAGAAAGAGACUUGCUGUCAGAAGGGAGGCAGCGAAAUGAAUAGGCAGUGAGGAGAAAGGAGGCAGAGCUGAGGCAGGCAGUGGAGAUCCCCAAAGAGUUCUGGCCACCACCUGAAAAUUCCCUAAGAGAAGUCAUGGAAAACAUGCAGAGACAACUCGACCUCAUGCAGAAGAGACUGUCUCCCAGGAAAAUACUCUCCGAUAGAGAACUGCUGAGAUGGGCAUCUGGAGGACUAGCCCUGCAAGGAAUUUACAAAACCAGUGACCAAAAGGCCCUGAUAGAGAAAAGGGAGGAGCUACUCAGUGUCCCUAAGGAGUUCUCCCUCUGUGGCCCCCAGCAGGGUACACGGAUGGAAACAAAACAAUUUACGUCUUCCCAAGCAGAAUCCAUGUUCACAGAGACUAUGGAGAAGCUGGGCUUCAGUGUAACUGCCUCAGCAAAGGGUGGAGCUUGGGGAUGGAGCCUGGAAUCUAGUACGGAUCACAGAAAACAUUCAGAAUCCAAGGAAACCCAACACUCACAGGCUGAGCUCUCUUACUUCUGCUCAACCAAGUUCAGCUACAUCCCACUGGCCUCCUACCACUUUCCCAUUGAUCAGCUCCACUUCUCCAAGGCUGCGCUCCAGGAACUGAAAUGCAUUGAAGACCUUCUGGGUCAGCCCGAGGACCCAGACAGACUCCCCCUGCUGAGGCGCAGGACUGAAGACUUCUUCCGCAGGUUUGGCUCUCAUGCUGACCAGGGCCCUCUGCACCUGGGAGGAAUCUACUGGUGGAAAGCAGUUUCAGAGGGUUUCCAAAGAGAGCAGCUGGAAGAAGUGAAGCAGCAGUCAGCAGAGGCCCUGGAUGCUUAUGUAACGGGCAGCUACAGUGGCUUUGGGGUGAAUGUUGCUGCAGGUGUGGAUGUGUCAGACGCUCAUUCAAAAACAGGCUCUCAGAGAACAAAUGUCCAAAAUCUUCAAACCAAAGUCCAAUUAUCUGUGGCACACACAGGUGGCCCACCUGAAGCAAACGGUCUGCUGGAGUGGAAAGCUGGCCUGGUCGCCAGUAACCAAACCUGGUAUGUCAUUGACCGGGGACUUCAGCUGGUGCCCAUUUGGGACAUGAUCCUCUUUAACCACAGAAGCGACUUUAAGGAUCCUCUUCAGGUGGCCAACUGCCUGAAAGACAGCUACGCCGCGCUGACUGGUCUGACUGCCCAGGUCCAGGAGGGAGAAGAACUACUGAGUGCUCAGGAGGAGGCCAGGGUUUUCCUAAAGGAUGUGAGAUCCUGGGAGGUAUCUGAUCCUGAAGAGCAGCUUAAAAAGCUAAGAAAUUUCAGGCAAACCUUGAGCCACAAAACCAAAAGUCAUGACACUUGGACUAAUAUAUGCCUCACAGAUUCGGGUCUGCAGAAUUUUCUGGUGAACACUGUCAACUUUUGCAGAAAGUCUUCCAUUUCUGAGACGAAAUUUAUUAAAUCUCAGUUGCGCAGCCUCUUGGAUCCUCACGUCUACACAGGGUCAAACUUUCCGCAGGUUCACUCCAUUAUGCAGUGGAUAUAUCAGCCAGAACCAGAGCGAGAACAUCUCACCAUCACCCAAUUCUCUGAAUUAAUUGAAACCUUUAAAAAAACCCAGGAUGACCUACUGGAAGUGAAGGCCACAUCGGAGUCCACAGAAUCCGUGGAGGAAGCUCAAAGAAAGGCGACAUACGAGGUCAGCAUGUCUCUCGGCUGCUUCUUCAAUCACCUCCAAGAAAUGGGGCAGGCAGACACAUACAUCCUGCUACUCUCCAUUGCAGCUGGGGCAGGAUAUCACGUGGUAAACAAUACAUUUCAGUGCCUUCUGGGCUACGAUGACAUAGACUUCCUACUGCACACAAUGCAAACUGCCCAAGAUAAAUAUCAAGAGCUCAAAACUAUUUGCGAUUAUAGGGCUCAGGCUUUCCUGGUGCUCACAGGUCUGACAGCUACAGCUGGCAUCAAAGCCGUUUCUCCAGAGGAGAAGAAACAACGCUUGGCAUUAAUACGACAUCACAUGGGACAAUCGUUCUCUAAAGAAGUCAUUCACGUUCUCACCAAAGCGGGAACAGGUCCUAAUUGGGAAAUCCUAGAAAAAGACUUGAGAUUGCUCGUUGAUGGAGAUUAUGAAGCCACUGUCCCUUCACUGCAAAUGGAGGAGGUGAGAAAACAACUGCAAAGUCUCCUCCAUGAAGACAAAGAGCCCCGUGAACUACAUGAUGAUGAAAACAACAGACCGGAGGUCAUGGAGAACGGAGCCUUCCUAGAAUUACUCCAGCGUCUCGGCCUAGAACAUUCCUACCCAAAAAAGAUGAGCAGGUCUAACUUCCACCUGAUCCAUAAGACUUCCGUGUACAACACCCAGCCCUGCUCUGAAAGAGAGCUUCCUUUCUACUUCCUACAGAAGCUGAUGAUGCUGGACUACGGCCUGAGAUACCUGGUCAUCAGAGAUGAGGAGUACGCAGAGGAGCAGGUGUGCUCAAGCAACACAGGUCAAGAAAAUGCAGAUUUUGAUCCGUACGAAGACCUUGUGGAAGACAAGGACGGUCCCACUCGACCUUCAGCCACUGCUGUCAAGCCCCAUGUUCACCCUAUGGACAUUCAGAUGGCGAUCCUUCACUGUGCAGAUGACUUUGCCAGACAGUAUAUUUUGGCCAAGCUUGCCAUUUGUCAGUUUGCCCUCCCCCUCCUCAUACCUCACCCCUGCAAUGCUCAAAUACAAUUCUCUCUCUGGUCCCUCCGUCAAAUUAGGAGGAGCUGGCAGCAAGCAGGGAAACCAACAGAACAGGAGAAGGAUAAUUACAAGAAUCAGCAGAUGUGUCGAGUCUCUACCCCCAUUGUGUCCUUUAUCAGAGUCGGAAAGGGCUUCUCUGCCUCCAAAUCUCAGAUCAUGAACUCUCUGCUCAGUCAACGGAAACACGAUGUCUUUUUUCACCGACACUGCAAAGGGAGCAGCAGGGACUGUCUCUUGAUGGCAGGUGUGGUGGAAGUCACCUGGUUCUGUCCUGGGGCGGGAGAUGAGGACAGGUUUGACAACUGCUUGACCUUCACCAAUCUCCGUGGAGAUGCGAAGGAACACAAACAGCAACUCACCUUUUUGCAGGAGGUCUCCUCUCUCAUUGUGGUCCUCAUGUCAACGUCUGAUGACAACCAAGAAAGCCGAAAAGUUGUCCGGGCGCUGUGUCAGUCGCCGAAACCUUUAAUCUGUUUGCUUGACGAUAAGGAAAAAGCCAUGUCCAGUACCUCUGGCCCGAGAGUGAGAAUUGGGAUCAGGAACAGAAAUGAGGCAGAAUUCAUAGAGGAGCUCGCAACUACAAUCAGAGGGUUGCUAAAACCCUCUGACACUGCUCUCAGCUUGGAAAACUGUGCUCAAGUUGCUCGCAAGCAAGGAAUGCUUAUUGAUGAAGACCAGGAAGACUGCAAGGAAGCCAAAACCAAGGCAGAGGCUCUAAUGGCCCUACUGGAAGACAUGGAAAUAGCUCAGAUGAAGGAAAACCUACUGCCCCUUCAGGGAGAACUGUGGCAACUUUGGUGCAAAAAAGACAAAGAACUCUAUCACCUGAGAGAAAAGGGGAAUCGGAGCAUUGAACAGCACAAGAGUGACAUCGAGACAGACAAACAAAUGAUACGACUUCGACAGUUGAGAAAAGCCUUUCCUCUCAAUGACUUAAUGCAUUCUGUCCUCGGAAUUCUCCAAAAACAUUCCGAAACUCACACCAAACUCUACUUCUUGCAAUGGCUGAGUGUGUUUUUAGACAACCUGACUGCAGGACACUUGGAGAAACUAAAUGAGAAGAAAGAGCAACUGUGGUCACGGGUCCAAAAAGAAAAGCGAGAGGCACAAAAGAGCAGCUCCCUGAAAGGCCUGCAAAAUGAGUUGGAAGCUAUCUCCAGAAAGAUUAGUGACUGUACCUUGGGAGUUGAGCAGAUUCUCAGAGAACUUGGCCAGAUCUACGAAGUUCUUGAAGAAGGUUUCUCCACAAAAGAUAUCUCGUUUCUCUCCCUUCCCCACAUGGCCGCAGAUCUGAUGCUAUCUGGUGUUCCCAUUGAGCUGAUGGAUGGCGAUGCUUCAUAUGUGCCCCUGAGGUGGGUGGCAGCUGUUUUUGACAAGGUCUCUGAGAAACUUGGAGACAAACGGCUCUUUGUUCUCUCUAUCCUUGGUCUGCAGAGCUCAGGGAAGUCCACCCUACUGAAUGCAAUGUUUGGGCUGCAGUUCACUGUCAGUGCUGGGAGGUGUACCCGGGGGGCUUACAUGCAGCUCCUGAAGGUGGAGGAGACGUUCACAGACGAACUUGGCUUUGACUUUCUUCUUGUUGUGGACACGGAAGGCCUUCGGGCACCUGAACUCAGCAACAAGUCCCAGAAUCACGACAAUGAGUUGGCAACUUUUGUCAUCGGCCUUGGCAACUUAACUGUGAUCAAUAUUUUUGGGGGAAAUCCAUCGGAAAUGCAAGAUAUUCUACAAAUAGCUGUCCAAGCCUUCCUGAGGAUGAAACAAGUAAAAAUCUCUCCCAGCUGCCUCUUUGUCCAUCAGAAUGUGGGCGAAGUUACAGCUAAAGACCAAACCAUGGAAAGACGGAGGCGGCUAGAGCAGAGACUGGAUGAAAUGGCAGCCACAGCAGCUGAGGAGGAACAGUGCUCUGAUGUCGGCCGCUUCAGUGACGUCAUUAAGUUUGAUGUCAAUACUCACGUCUACUACUUCGCUCACCUCUGGGAUGGCAACCCCCCCAUGGCCCCUCCCAAUCCGCACUACAGCCACAAUGCCCAGGAACUGAAAAGCAGGAUCCUUGCAACUGCCAAACAGGAGGCAAGGGGAAGCAUCAUGAAGAUAUCAGAUGUCAAAUUCCGAGUUCAGGAUCUGUGGAAAGCCCUGCUGAAUGAGAACUUUGUUUUCAGCUUCAGGAAUACCCAAAAGGUUUCGAGAGGUUACAGCUAUGAGCAAACUGGAAACCAUGUAUAACAAAUGGACGUGGGAGCUGAGGAGUCAUGUGCUGAGCCUGCAGGACCAGCUGAUCAACCAGAUUCAGGAUGGAAAAAUCCACACACUUGAAGCACACACACUUGCGGCUCCCGUUACAGACAAGUAUGAGGCCAUCAAGCAAGAACUUGAAAAAUAUUUCAGUGAAGAUCCAGAUAGUGAAGUGCUGGUUCAAUGGAAGGGAAAUUUUGAAAAUAAGCUAAUGAUCCUUAAAGAGUCACUAAUUUCAGACAGCCAAAGAAAAGCCAAAGAAUUUAUUUGCUUUAAAAAAAAAAUCAAGAAAACCUGGACAACAAAAAAUCAGGUUAUGAAAAGGAAUUAUUGGAAAAAAGCCGAAAUUUGGCUUUAUUUAUAAAAGGCUUAGAAUGCAGUGAGGAAGAGCUACGUAAGAAAUUCAACCCACUUUGGAAAAAAUGGGUCUAUGAUGUGUCCUCGACUCUCCCUCCAGUCACAGAGCCUGGGAUUGAAGUGGAUGCUGAAAACAUCCUUUUGGAUUAUUUCAAAAAGGACAAAGAUAUAGCAAACAGACUGAAGAAAAAAUCUGGAGGAAAUUUUCAUACCAAGUUUGCUGAACAUGUAAAGAUGAACAAGACAUAUUUCGGUUUGAUUACAAUAACAUUAGAGGCCCAGGAUAAAGCAUCCAUACAUAUGACUACUGACUGCAUUCUUUCAAAAUUUAAUGAGACGAUUAACAAUAUCUGUAGGCAAAAGCAUGAUUACGAUCCAAGCUAUUUCCAUGAAAUCCUGAGAAUAAUAGAUGAGGAGGUUAAAUCUGCACCCACUCAGGAAAGAUACACAUUUACAAGAAACUAUGAAAUAGAUUUGUCAUUGUGUUUAUUCCAAAGAGCAUCGGUGAAGUUUAAGGAGAUGCACAAGGCAUUCAAGAGAGCAAAUGAUCCUGCCAACUAUCUGGAAAGCAAGAAAGAUGAUUUCUUCAUGAGUUUUAAGAUCUCCUGUCAAGGAGCAACCUCAAUCAAAACAUUUGUCGAUUUCCUGUGGAACAAACUCACCCCUGCUGUCUCCAACACCAUAAGGAAAAAAAUGGCCCCCCAAAUUGCUGGGGACAUGCGAGCCACCUACCCAGCAUUCAGUGGAAACAGGUCUAACCUGGAGAAACACAUUCUCAGCUCUCUGGCACAAGAGGAAAAUUUUAAUAACUACUGGCAGUACCUCCAUAAUCCUCAAUCGUUUUUUAAGAAUUACAUCGAAAACCAGAUUAAAAGCUACUGUUCUGACAAAGGGAGUGAAAAAAUGAAGACUUUUUUAAAAAUGAGUUUAGAUGCCAUCAAGAAUGACAUCCUCUCAGCUAUUCACGAAGCCACAGAAAUAGCUAAAGAUAAAAGGAGCACUGCGUCUGGGUGGUUGGAUUUGUUCUGUGAUAAACUGAGGAGUGACUUGAUCUUUCCACGAAAAGCACCAGGAGAUAAAAGAUAUGGAGUUUCUCAAAGAAGCCAUGUGUAAAGCUUUGGAUCCUGAAAUGAACAGAGUAGAACAGAACUGUCUGUAUAUGCCUGUAGAUGAAAUGGUUCCUGAAAUCCAGAAAAUGCUCUCUGAGCAUCUCUCUGGCUGCUGGAAGCAGUGUCCCUGCUGUAGAGCAAUUUGUACAAACACAAUCCCUACCCAUGAUGGAGACCACAGUGUUCCCUUCCAUCGUCCGCAGGCUGUCAGUGGAAUUUCCUGGUACAAAACAAACAACUUUGUCCUUGAUUACUGCACUAGUUUGGUGGCAAGUGAUUGUUUCUUGGUUUUGGACAAUGAUAGGCACAUCCCAUAUAAGAACUAUCGACAGGCGGGAGGGGACUACGCCAAGUGGAGCAUCACCCCAGACACAUCCGCCCAGCCAUACUGGAAAUGGUUUGUCUGCCACUUCAGAUCAAAACUUGAAGAAAAAUAUCAAAAGAGAUUUAUAGGUAAAGGUAAAAUUCCCGAUGAAUGGGAAAAAAAUCACAAAACAGAAUGUGCUUGAUGACUUGAAAUAAAACUAAUACUCCACACUCCAAAGAGAGCCCCGGGAUCUGAAUAAAAGAGGCACCUUAACUGACCAAGGCGAAAAUACCACCUCCUCAUCAUGAAAACCUUCAUUGUACCUAUUUUACAAAUGAAACAUUUGAAGCUAAAUCAAUUAACAAGAAGAAGUUGAAGAUUUGCUCUGAAAGGAUUUCAUUUCCUUUCUCUCAAUUCCUUCUGGUUUAAAAACAUGUUACUAAAAUAUAUGAACACAUGAUAAUAUCAAAUACAAUCCACUUAAAAUACCUACUUCAUAUUUUAAACUAUUAUGAGAAUGUUUUUUAUUUUUAAUGUAUAAUGUUAUAUGAAAUGUCAAAUGAUUCAUUUUCAUAGAGGGACAUUAAAAGCACUGCAGACUGCUACAAAUUCUAUAGAAUAACUAUAUGACUAUUUCUACAAAUAUCCAGUUCUUGACUGGAAGCUACAAAUUGUCUUCAUUUCUAAGUAUAUUUUUUUGCCCUUUGUAUUUGUGAGUAAAAGUUAUUAAUGCUUUAAUGCAAAAAUAUUCCUGGAAAGUUCAUGAUUCCCACAUAUUGUGACGUUUUGGCAUAUUCUGUUCUAGGGGGAAAAAAGCUGAAACUGGAUCAGCAAAGAGUCUGCAUAAAUUCAGGAAAUAUUAUCAAGCAAAUAUAGAAAAAAGAAAUCAAAUAACAGGUUUUCUCAUCUAACCAUAACCCUCUUCUUCCCUGGUACCUUGGCAGUUUCCUCAUUUAAAAAAAAAAAGGAGAAGAAAAGGAAAGCAGGAAAAAUAAAAGAAAAAUUCACCAAAGCUUAGGUCUUAAAAGCCUAAGGCUAUGUACAAGUCUGGAAAGGACUGGCUUUGGAACAAGACUUAGGACCAGGUAAAAAGGACAUUUUAAUCAAGGCUGUGGACAAGGUCAAAUGUGAUUAAAUGAUUAAUUUUUUAAAAACUAUCUCCUCAAGAUUAAAAUAUAAAAGAAUAUAUAGUUUUUACAUGAUGAUAUUUCAAUAAGAAAUGUUUUUUAUAUAUUGCAAUGUGAGCAAAUGCUUAUCUCCAAAUUAGGCAAACGUGGCUUUUCAUACUAUUUGAGCCAUAGGGUCAUGAGCAGAAGUUAAAAUAAAAAACAUUCUGAAGCUAACCAAGUGCCUGAGAGGAGAAAGAAAUCACCAUUCUGCAAACCUAUACCUUCUGAAACAAUGACUUAUGCUAUAUUCUCAAAGCUGAUGAUCCAAAGAAUCUUGAUGUAAAGGAAAUUUCUUCAUGCCUAACAUAAGGACAUUCACUGGCUUUCAUAUAAGGCCACAGUCUCUAUCCCUCCUUAGCCAGUGAAAACAAGACAGUCCAAGGAACAGCAGUCAAUGGACUUGAAUCUUCAGAGCUGGAAGAUAGGUGUGUCGGCUCUGUUGUCUUUGUGCCCUCAAGAACUUCAAGCCUUUUCUCAUUUUCAAGUCAAAUGACCAUGUCUCCAGAAGAAAAAAAAAAAAUCCUGAAACAGAAAAAUUAUAAGGGACAUAGAUGUUCUUGAAAAGUAGGGUUUUCCUUUUGGUCUAUAAAAAAUAGUCUCAGUGAGAGUUGGAAGCACCUUCUGAUAGGAUAAAAUUUAAAUAGUGAUUUAAAUAGAACUCAUCAUAACACAGCAUCUAUCUCUGACAUCACUGCAUCCUUGAAAAACUCCAAAGUUAACAUUUCUUAAAUGCCUUUCAUAUUUGUUUAAUGAAUCCAUAAAAACUCUUAACUAAGAAUAGUACACAUUAUAUGUAAACUUUUAUUUUCAAGCCAAAAUUGUGGUAUAUAAAUAAAAACAUUUUGGAUAAAUCCCUCAAGUCUUUAAGCAAGUGAUUAUUAAAUGAAAUUCAGAGGCUAUGGUCAAGAAUCCUCCUCCUCCCAAAAAACUGGCAAGAAAUAAGUUGGGAUGGGGAGAAGAUGGCUAUGUAGGAACGGUAUUUUCUGUGAUAGCAGUGGAGAGAGUAACGUUGCCAUCAACAUAGGGUCAAGAUUAAGGGAAUACAGGAGUUCCCGUCGUGGCUCAGUGGUUAACGAAUCCGACUAGGAACCAUGAGGUUGCGGAUUCCAUCCCUGGCCUUGCUCAGUGGGUUAAGGAUCUAGCAUUGCCAUGACCUGUGGUGCAGGUUGCAGACAUGGCUCGGAUCCCGGGUUUCUGUGGCUGUGGCGCAGGCCGGCGGCUACAGCUCCAAUUCGACCCCUAGCCUGGGAACCUCCAUAUGCCGUGGGAGCGGCCCAAGAAAUGGCAAAAAGACCAAAAAAAAAAAAGAUUAAGGGAAUACAGGGUAAAUGGGCUGGAGUCACUGAGGGAGAUCUCAGGAGCAGUGGAGUGGGUGGAAUGGAGUCAGGAGGGAUGAGAAUCAUAUGAUCAUCAGGAAUAGGAGGCACUGGGGGUGCAAUCAAUGGAUACAGAACUCACAUCUCCCCACAGACACCUCAAAAAUGCAUCUACAUAUGGCAAAAUUCUCAUCGAAAACUUACUGGAGACUGGCAGAAA